GUUGCCGAGAUUCUAGGAAAGGUGGAAACAUACAAUCGCCUUUUUAGUGGGCAUACCAAUGGUCUCAUUCAGAGAAUGCAGGACCUUCCAUUUUAUCUCCGAAGGUUGUUACGAGAACUGAUGGAUCCUCGACGAUCUCUUCCUCUUGUUAUUAGAGCCCGUGUCUAUAUAGCAAUGAUACUAAGUGCUGUCUACAUUGUCAGCCCGGUUGACAUUAUUCCAGAAGGAAUAUUGGGAAUAGUUGGGCUCUUGGAUGAUCUCCUUAUACUGCUUAUCUUCUUCCUGCACGUUGCUGCCAUUUAUCGGUCGGUACUCUAUGCCCGUCACGGAGGUUCAUGAGCUGUCCUGCCAACAUGACAGAAGAAAGAGCAAGGGUAAACGUAAAGGAAAAGGUUAAACAUUCUCCGCAGAGAGCAGGAUUGUUGGUUUUUCUUUUUUCUCUUUUCCUUUUUUGCUUGCCUUCACUAAACCUAGACAGGUUUCCUUUCUUUUUUGCCCUUUCUAGCUUUUCUCUGGUUGAUACCGUUGCAAUGCAAUGGCAAAGCUUGCUUCAUCCCUCACACUAUUUGUAAUCAAACGUGGAUGUUUCUUUGUGCACGGGCAAAAAAUCAUUCUUUUAUGUGAGUUUGUAAUAAUGUUGUGUUCA
Molecule: messenger RNA, 646 nt
Organism: Corylus avellana
Lineage: Eukaryota; Viridiplantae; Streptophyta; Magnoliopsida; Fagales; Betulaceae
Source: RefSeq, a predicted model, not a curated record